Molecule: messenger RNA, 2070 nt
Organism: Phaedon cochleariae (mustard beetle)
Lineage: Eukaryota; Metazoa; Arthropoda; Insecta; Coleoptera; Chrysomelidae
Source: the annotation of a GenBank genome assembly
UCUUAUAUUGCUUCGUCAAAUCAUUAUUAUAUACUAGGCUCUGGCUAGUGAAAUGGCGUUAGCAGCAGCAAGUUUGCUGCCCAUUUUGAGCACACUCACCAAUUAUGAAUACUACACCUCAGCUGGCAUAAAUAGUGGUCUUACUGCAGACAAGCCAAAUUUUUAUCUGAAUGACAAGGAAAUCUUCAUCUACAGUGGUGCAGUCCAUUACUUCAGAGUGCCAAGGCAGUACUGGAGAGACAGAUUGAGGAAAUUGAGAGCUGCAGGAUUGAAUACUGUGGAAACGUAUAUUCCCUGGAAUCUCCACGAACCGAAAUCGGGUGUAUAUGACUUUGGCGACGGGGGAAAUGACAUGUCAGACUUCUUGCACCUCGAAGAAUUCCUUCAGAUUGCCAAAGAAGAGGACUUGUUCGCCAUUAUUCGUUCUGGACCAUUCAUCUGUGCCGAAUUCGAAUUCGGAGGGUUUCCCAGUUGGUUAUUGAGAAAAGAGAACAUAGAGUUCAGAACCAGCAAUUCGACAUACAUGAACUACGUAACUGGAUGGUUUCGUGUUCUUAUGCCAAUUCUUGCCAGAUUUCAAUUCACGAAUGGAGGUCCAGUGAUUAUGUUCCAAGUUGAGAAUGAGUACGCUGUGUCAGGAAAACAUGAUUUGUCUUACAUGAAAAUGUUAAGGGACAUAAUGAUCGAUAAUGGAAUUCAAGAACUACUAGUUACUGCUGACAAUCCAAUUAGAAAAACAUAUGGCACACUACCGGAUUUAUUUCUGAUGACAGGAAACUUCGAUGAAGACCCCAAAGCUCAGUUGGAUAUGUUGAAAGAAAUCCAACCCAACAGACCAACAAUGACGAUGGAAUUCUGGUCUGGUUGGUUCGAUUUUUGGGGCGGAAUUCAUAAUAACAAGACUGUGGAUGUGUUUAAAUAUAAUUACGAACAAAUUUUGAAGUAUCCUGCGUCUGUAAAUAUUUACAUGUUCCAUGGAGGUACCAAUUUUGGAUUUUUGAAUGGUGCAGGAAACUUGAACUACGAUGAUGAAAAUUCAGAUUACCACUCGAUUGUAUCAAGUUACGAAUACAUUUCGCCUUUAGAUGAAACUGGCGACUACACUGAUAAAUACUGGGCAACAAAAGAUCUUUUGGAAAAAUACAACCCCAUCAAAACGCAACUUCCUGAGGUUCCACCAUCACCUCUAAAAACUGCCUAUGCAAGUGUGAAAUUAGAACAAGAAAUGUUCCUCUUCGAUAUGUUGAAGUCCAUCACCCCAGUUUAUUCUGCGAACGUGAUACCAAUGGAAAAACUGGAUAUCAAUGAUGGAAACGGCCAAAGCUUUGGAUACAUAGUUUACCAGAAAACUGGUCUCACUAUACCAGCUAAUGCAGUUCUACAAAUAGAAGGAAGAGUCUGCGAUAAUUUCAUGGUACUCGUUAAUGGAAUACUGGUGUCUCCUUGGCUAGAAAGAUCGAAAGAUUUGCACAAAGUUGGAACGUCCAUGGUUAAGAACUCUGAAAUAAUUCUCUCUGACAAGAACCUCACCGAAGCUACUCUGGAAAUCGUCGUAGAGAAUUGGGGAAGAGUGAACGUUGGAGCGUACAAACAAUUGAAAGGUUUAUGGCAAGGGGGAGUUAAACUCGAUGGGGAAUAUCUAUACGACUGGACUAUCUACCCACUUGAGUUCAAAUCAGCAUGGACCAAUGGUUUGAGCAAUUGGAAAAACGCACUGUCGGACUCCAUUGGGCCGGCUCUUUAUAAAGGAACUCUGACUAUCAAUGAAAGCCCUCAAGAUACUUUUGUUUACAUGAAGAACUGGACCAAAGGAAUCGUGAUAGUCAACGGCUUUGUUCUUGGUCGAUACGCCAGAAUGGGCCCCAUUCAAACUUUAUACCUUCCGGCACCUCUGUUGGUUGAAGGAAAUAACACAAUAAUUGUUUUCGAACAUUUUAAACCAGCUAGUACUGUUAAUUUCACGAGGAAUCAUAUUUAUGAAUCUUUCUAAGUAUAAUAAAAGUAUAUAAAAGUUCAUGAAAUACAGCUUAAUGGUUGUCCUGAAACUAUUUUACUCACUCAUUUUAUUCU